ACAUUUCUUGGAGAAGAAGAGAGAAUGCCCCACUUGCACAUUGCCCUGUAGGUGUGCAGACAUGUCAGUCAGCAGGCUGAUGAGGGCCAUCAGAGUGAGUGAGUUUGGCGCUCCGUCUGUCCUCAGGCUGUGCCCGGACGUCCCUGUCCCUCAGCCGGGACCCAGACAGGUGCUGAUCCGUGUCCGUGCCUGUGGAGUGAACCCGGUGGAAACAUACAUCCGCUCAGGAUCCUAUGCCCGGAAGCCCAGUCUGCCGUACACGCCCGGCUCUGAUGUAGCCGGAGUGGUGGAUGCCGUCGGAGAGGGAGUGACUGCAGUAAAGGCAGGGGAUCGUGUCUUCACCACGGCCACAGAGUCCGGAGGUUAUGCAGAGUACGCCGUAGCAGCUGACGACUGCGUUCACAAGCUGCCUGAUGCUUUAGACUUCACACAGGGGGCGGCCAUAGGCGUUCCUUACUUCACCGCCUACAGAGCCCUGGUUCACAAAGCUCAUGCCAAAGCUGGAGAGACGGUCCUCAUCCAUGGAGCCAGUGGAGGGGUGGGCGUGGCAGCAUGCCAGCUGUCCCGGGCUCUGGGCCUCAGGGUGCUGGGGACCGCGGGGACCCCAGAGGGGAUGAAGCUGGCCCUCAGCAAUGGAGCUCACUUGGCUUUUAACCAUAGAGAGGAGGGAUACGCGGACAAAAUCACGGAGGCCACAGGAGGUCGGGGCGUGGAUGUGAUAGUGGAGAUGCUGUCCAACGUCAACCUCAGCAAGGACCUCCAGCUGCUGGCGUACGGAGGACGAGUUACGGUUAUUGGCUCCAGAGGAUCUAUAGAGAUCAACCCCAGAGACACCAUGGCCAAAGAGAGCAGCAUCAUGGGAGUGGCCCUUUUCUUCUCCACGCCGGAGGAGAAGAAGGAGUGCGCGGCGCUGCUCUUCGCAGGAAUGGAGGCCGGGUGGCUGCGCCCAGCUGUCGGCCCCCAGUACCCGCUGGAGAAGGCUGCCCAGGCUCACCAUGACAUCAUCCAGAGCCCCGGGGCAGCUGGGAAAAUCGUCCUGACUAUGUAAAACGGCAACCUCCAAGAGUAAAGGGGUGUGUAGUAAGAUUCAGGGGGAGGCAAAUAGAGUCAUGUCAAUAAAGAAGAACAUUAUUGAGAAGUUUAUGUAUUUAAAGCGAAAUUUCACUAUUUUAGAUAGAAAGGACUAAAAAAUGGUAAUUUGAAGAACUAAAGGUUUCUUUUUAGAUGGAGCAUGGUGGUGGUAGAAAGAGGCGGGGCUUGUCCCACAUCUUGUUUUGGUCUGCAGACAGUGCUCAGCAGCCCACCUGGUGCUGAAAUAUCUCUAAUUACUCCUUUAAGUGAAACGCAUAAUUUAGGUCACCUUCACACAGACAGAUGUUUUCAAUCCUUUAUUAUUUUUUUUAUUAUGAAUGGUAUCAAAUGAAGACACAACACUGAAGAUCAGAACAUUGCACCAGACCUAAAAUAUAAUCAUUUAGUACAGAAAUGUGGCCAUAAUAAAAAGAAUGUUUAAUGUCUGCUUAAA
This is a messenger RNA of Fundulus heteroclitus (mummichog), 1525 nucleotides long. RefSeq names its product crystallin, zeta (quinone reductase) (gene cryz). Gene Ontology annotation, cellular component: cytosol. Lineage: Eukaryota; Metazoa; Chordata; Actinopteri; Cyprinodontiformes; Fundulidae. Gene Ontology annotation, molecular function: NADPH binding; quinone reductase (NADPH) activity; zinc ion binding. The transcript is spliced from 8 exons. The coding region runs from base 62 to 1048 and encodes 328 amino acids. The record is from RefSeq and is a predicted model, not a curated record.